AUGACUUCUCAUAUUCCUCUGGCCUUGUCAAUUCUGGGUAGCCUGGCCAAUGCCUACCCACUAGUUUCAUCGAAACCUGCACCCGCUGCCGCACCGGCGCCUCCUCCCAACCCGCCUCCUAGCAUUGCACCGUCACAACAGCCACACAAUGCUACGUCGUCCGCUGGAUCAUUUCCCAUUGGCGCUUCAGCACCUCAGCCCUCUUCGAAUGCAAAUGGCCCUACGAAUUCAAAUGUCCCUGUGGGAGGGAAUACGACCACGAUCAAUCCCGUUGCUCUUUGUGAAUUCUGUGGGAUUCGGCCCAAACACUUUGACGGAACCAAGACACAUCCAUAUUGCAGCAAAACCUGCGCUAACAAGAAGCUGAAUUCGAUUCCAGGAGGAGCGAACACCGCUUUAGGGUCGAGCCCUGCGAACUGCAAGUUCUGUCAUAACCGACCCAAGUACUCAGACGGUACCAAGAUACAUGACUACUGCAGUAAAGCUUGUGCGAAGAAUGCGGCUGGACCGCAUCGUAAGGGCACUGGAGGCACGACAACUCCUACCGGACUUUGCCAAGCACCCGGAUGUCAAAACCCCCCGCAUACCGGACACGAUUAUUGCUCAAUGGCGCAUAAAACUCUGGGAGAGAAUUUAUGUCUUAUGUGUCUCCAGGCGCAGAAGAUGGCGAAUUCGCACUUCUGCAGCCAGACCUGCAUCGAUGAAGCGGAAAACAAAGGCCCGAUGAUUCUAGAAGUGCCUUCCGGACACGUAACCUUCAAGAGCGUGGCUGAACAGUUCAAGGCGUCCUGGAGGCACGUUGGAAGCACAUGCCCGCCUGUGCGGCGCAUAUACAAGAUCAUUUCUCCGCAAAGCUCUUUAGCUUCGUAUGACGCCUACAAGGCUGCAGUAGAAGCGAAGGGGCAAUUCGUCAACGCCGGUCGCUCUGAAGGCAACGAAAAUCGUCGGUGGCAUGGAACCCGCCGCGUGUGCAACCUCGGCGACAAGGGCCACACGCAGUUCUGCUCCUCACCCACCUGCUCCCUCUGCUGCAUUAUUCGAUCUUCCUAUGACAUCUCUCUUUGGGGAAAAAAGACCGGCUGGGGCAGAUUCGGCAAAGGAAUCUACACAUCGUCGACAUCUUCCAAAUCAAACGACUACUCGCAUAACGAUUGCAAGUCCCAUUUGAAGGCCAUCCUGCUCAACAAGGUCGUCGUGGGCAAAGGAUGUAAAAUGCUUCAGGAUAACACCAACCUGACCACACCGCCAGCUGGCUACGAUUCCGUGCUGGCAGAGAAGGGAGGAAGCCUCAACUACGACGAAUUGGUUGUGUAUUCUAACGAUGCAAUCCGUCCAUCCUUCCUGGUUAUGUACGAACCCUAG
Cyclocybe aegerita is the source of this 1362-nucleotide messenger RNA. NCBI's taxonomy places the organism in Eukaryota, Fungi, Basidiomycota, Agaricomycetes, Agaricales, Hemipholiotaceae. The record is from the annotation of a GenBank genome assembly.